Messenger RNA from Plectropomus leopardus (leopard coralgrouper), 401 nucleotides. RefSeq names its product cell division cycle 26 homolog (gene cdc26). Lineage: Eukaryota; Metazoa; Chordata; Actinopteri; Perciformes; Serranidae. The record is from RefSeq and is a predicted model, not a curated record. Gene Ontology annotation, biological process: protein K11-linked ubiquitination; regulation of mitotic cell cycle; anaphase-promoting complex-dependent catabolic process. Gene Ontology annotation, cellular component: anaphase-promoting complex.
CGCGGCCGUAAACAAACACGAGAGGAGAGAAAAGCCGCGAAAAGACCGCAGAGCUCACCUGUCUGCAGCUCACCUGUAAGCAGCAUCAGAAAGUCAAAAUGUUGAGGAGGAAACCGACUCGUCUGGAGCUGAAGAUCGAUGACACCGAGGAGUUCGAGAGCGUCAAGAAGGAGCUCGAGGCCAGGAAGCGUCAGCGAGAGGAGGCGGAGUCAGGGGGAGGGGGCGGUGCUUCCGUUAUAGGCGUUGACGUAAUCGGGGGCGGGGCUUCGGCUUCUUCCUCUACAACGGCAUCGAGGGCGGAGCUUAUUAACGAGCGAAUCGGCUACAAGCCCCACCCCAAACCGGCCACGCUGCCGACCUUAUUUGGAAGUUUACAGUUUUAAUAAACACCUUUAAAUGAA